This is a messenger RNA of Pseudopodoces humilis (Tibetan ground-tit), 1140 nucleotides long. It is a transcript of the gene TEX261, whose product is annotated as testis expressed 261. Gene Ontology annotation, molecular function: COPII receptor activity. NCBI's taxonomy places the organism in Eukaryota, Metazoa, Chordata, Aves, Passeriformes, Paridae. Gene Ontology annotation, biological process: endoplasmic reticulum to Golgi vesicle-mediated transport. The record is from RefSeq and is a predicted model, not a curated record. Gene Ontology annotation, cellular component: endoplasmic reticulum membrane; COPII-coated ER to Golgi transport vesicle; Golgi membrane.
GAGCGGUACCGGGAGCGGCACCGGGAGUGACCCAGGAGCGGCACCGGGAGCGGCACCGGGAGCGGCACCGGAGCGGCACUGGAAGUGACCCGAGAGUGACCCAGGACCAGCACGGGAGCAGCCCCGAGAUCGGUCCCGGGAUCGGCCCCGGAGCGAUCCGGUAGCGGUACCGGGAGUGCCCCGGGAUCAACCCCGGAGCGGUCCGGUAGCGGUACCGGGAUCGUCCCCGGGAUCAGCCCCGGAGCGCUCCAUUCGCGGUACCGGGAGCGCUCCGUUCGCGGUACCGGGAGCGCUCCGGUAGCGGCCCCGCCAUGUGGUUCAUGUACGCGCUGAGCUGGCUGUCGCUGCUGCUGCAGGUGGCCUUUGUCACCCUGGCCAUCGCGGCCGGGCUGUAUUACCUGGCGGAGCUGAUCGAGGAGUUCACCGUGCUCACCAAGAGGAUCAUCAAGUACAUGAUCUGGUUUUCCUCGGCGGUGCUGGUGGGGCUGUACCUGUUCGAGCGAUUCCCGGCGUUCCUGGUGGGAAUGGGGCUCUUCACCAACCUCGUCUACUUCGGAUUGCUCCGGACUUUUCCCUUCAUCGUCCUCACUUCCUCCAACUUCAUCCUGUCCUGCGUGCUGGUCGUGGUCAAUCACUACCUGGCAUUCCAAUAUUUUGCCGAGGAAUUUUAUCUCUUCUCCGAGGUUCUGGCGUAUUUCACCUUCUGCCUGUGGCUGAUUCCUUUCGCCUUCUUCGUGUCGCUGUCGGCCGGGGAGAACGUCCUGCCCUCCACCGUGCAGCCCGGAGACGACGUCGUCUCCAAUUAUUUCACCAAGGGAAAACGCGGGAAGCGCUCCGGGAUUCUCCUGAUUUUCUCCUUUAUCAAGGAAGCCAUCCUGCCCAGCCGGCAGAAAAUCUACUGAAAUCCGGGAAUUUUCGGGAAUUUCCCACGGAUCCGCAUCCGGGAUAUCCCAAACUGUGCCUCUCUCCGCCGGGAAUUCCUCGGGGAAUUCGGACUCCUGGAACGCUUGGAGCUUUUCCAGCUUUUUUUUCCCCUCCCCCCCACCCCACCCCCCGCUGACGUUGGGAUGGGAUGAGCCCUCGGAAUUUUUUGGGAAUUUCGGGAAUUUUGGGAGUUUUCCCGAUUCCCGGGGUUUUUUU